This is a messenger RNA of Dichomitus squalens LYAD-421 SS1, 720 nucleotides long. RefSeq names its product Pkinase-domain-containing protein. Gene Ontology annotation, molecular function: ATP binding; protein serine/threonine kinase activity. Gene Ontology annotation, biological process: intracellular signal transduction; protein phosphorylation. Lineage: Eukaryota; Fungi; Basidiomycota; Agaricomycetes; Polyporales; Polyporaceae. The annotation marks the transcript as partial. The transcript is spliced from 2 exons. The record is from RefSeq and is a predicted model, not a curated record.
AUGUCGAAGAAGUACGGGAAGUGGGGGCGUGUGCUGGGCUCCGGUGCUGGCGGCACGGUGCGUCUCAUCAAGGCCUCGAGCAAGAACGGCGGCACCACGUUCGCUGUGAAGGAAUUCAGGCCCAAGCGACACGGCGAGUCAGAGAAGGAGUACCAGAAGAAGGUGACUGCGGAGUUCUGCGUGGGCAGCACGCUCAAGCACCCGAACAUCAUCGAGACGGUGGACAUCGUCACCGAUCACGGGCAUUACUAUGAGGUCAUGGAGUAUGCGCCGUACGACUUGUUCAGCGUCGUCAUGUCGGGCAAUAUGACUCGCCCGGAGAUCUACUGCGUCUUCCGUCAGAUUUGCGACGGUGUCGAGUACCUCCAUUCGCUCGGUCUUGCGCAUCGUGACCUCAAGCUGGACAACUGCGUCAUGACCAAGGACAACGUCGUGAAGCUCAUUGACUUCGGGACCGCGACCGUCUUCCACUACCCUGGGAAGAAGACGACGCCGGCAACGGGUAUCGUCGGCAGCGACCCUUACCUCGCACCAGAGGUGCUGUCUCAGGAUAGCUACGACCCUCGUAAGACGGACGUCUGGAGCGUCGCCAUCAUCUUCAUGUGCAUGAUCCUUCGCCGUUUCCCUUGGAAGAUCCCCGACCCGAAGGUCGACCCUAGCUUCCGGGCCUUCGUGAACGCGCACCCAGAUCUGUCCGUCAAGCCACCACCCAGGCAGAUC